This is a messenger RNA of Dendronephthya gigantea, 825 nucleotides long. RefSeq lists its product as uncharacterized. Bases 1 to 825 code for a protein of 274 amino acids. Gene Ontology annotation, biological process: DNA integration. The record is from RefSeq and is a predicted model, not a curated record. Gene Ontology annotation, molecular function: nucleic acid binding. NCBI's taxonomy places the organism in Eukaryota, Metazoa, Cnidaria, Anthozoa, Malacalcyonacea, Nephtheidae. The transcript has a single exon.
AUGCGGAACAAGACAUUGUUCAAUUGCAAAGUGAGAGGCAUGAAAGUAUUGAAAACGUUGAAGAGUAAACAUCAAACCCUCAUUUCACGCCUGAACAUGAAUGAAUACUUAUCUAGCGUUUAUUAUGAUCCUAAACGACCUGGAGGGUUUGGUGGAGUGAAUCGUUUGUAUGAUGAUGUUAAAAACGCAGGAAAAUUUAGAAUAAGCCGGAAAAAAAUCAAGCAAUGGUUAAUGGAACAGGACACAUACACUUUGCAUAAGCCUCUUCAUCGUAAUUUUAAACGAAAUCGCACAAUCAUGGGUGGUAUUGAUCAGUUUUGGCAGAUGGAUUUGGCAGAUUUACAAUCCAUACAGAAAUUUAAUGAUGGAUAUCGAUAUCUCCUUGUAUGUAUUGAUGUCUUCUCCAAAUACGCCUGGGUUAUUUCAUUGAAAAAUAAAACAGGCCCUUCCCUGGUGGAAGCUUUUAAAAUUAUUCUCUCUUCUGGACUUAAACCUGAAAAAAUUAUGACUGACCAAGGAACGAAGUUUUUGAACAGACAUUUUCGAGCCUUGAAGAAUGAAGAAGAUAUUGAGUUGUACAAUGCCUAUAACGAAACCAAGGCCUCGAUCGUAGAACGCUUGAUUUGUACUUUGAGCGCAAAAAUGUGGCGGUAUUUUACAGUGAAGAAAACCAUGAGAUACAUUGACAUGCUGCCAGAUUUAGUUAAUUCUUACAAUCAUAGUGUUCAUCGUAGCAUUAAGAUGAAGCCUGCGGAUGUUAGCAUUGAAACGAAAAGAAAGUACGGCAUAGUUUGUAUGACGAUCAUAAUGUUGGAAAAAAUGUAA